Messenger RNA from Elgaria multicarinata webbii, 979 nucleotides. It is a transcript of the gene XBP1, whose product is annotated as X-box binding protein 1. The record is from RefSeq and is a predicted model, not a curated record. The coding region runs from base 72 to 881 and encodes 269 amino acids. The transcript is spliced from 5 exons. Gene Ontology annotation, cellular component: nucleus. Gene Ontology annotation, molecular function: DNA-binding transcription factor activity, RNA polymerase II-specific; RNA polymerase II transcription regulatory region sequence-specific DNA binding. Lineage: Eukaryota; Metazoa; Chordata; Lepidosauria; Squamata; Anguidae. Gene Ontology annotation, biological process: regulation of DNA-templated transcription.
GUCGGAGCUGAGGCGGGAGCGGAGCGGAGCGUUGGUGCCGACGACGACGACGACGACGAGAAGCCCUCCUCAUGGCUCCGCUACCGGGCCCCGGCGCGGCCCCGCGGCUGCUGCUCCUGCCGGCCUCGUCCCCGCCUCAGCCCUGCCAGGCCUCGACCUCGCCGCCCCGCAAGCGGCAGCGCCUGGCCCACCUCAGCCCUGAGGAGAAGGCCCUGCGCCGGAAGCUGAAGAACCGGGUGGCGGCGCAGAGCGCGCGCGACCGCAAGAAGGCGCGCAUGGGCGAGCUGGAGCGGCAGGCCGUGGAGAUGGAGGCCCAGAACCAGAAGCUGCUGGCCGAGAACCGGCUGCUCCGGGAGCGGACGCACAGCCUGGCCUUGGAGAACCAGGAGCUGCGCCUACGCCUGGGCCUGCCGGCUCUGGAGGUGGGCCCCCACCCAGAAGCAGCACCAGCACCAGUAGCAGCGCUCAAAAUGGAGAUGCUGGAACACCCAGAGGAGGAGGAAGGUGACGACGAUGACAGCAGCAGCAUUAGCACCAGCAUUAGGGUAGCGACCGGGUCCGCUGAGUCCGCAGCACUUAGACUAUGUGUUCCUCUGCAGCAGGGACAGGCCCAGCAGUCGCCUGCCGUGGUGGUGGUGGCGAAGGCAGCCUCCGCCUGGAUUCGGAUGGCUUCGAUUCUUCAGAUUCUGAGUCUGAUCUCCUCUUGGGCAUUCUCGACAGCCUGGAUUCAGACCUCUUCCUGCGCUACAGCAGCACAGAGGCAGCCUGCUUGGAGAGGCUGCAGCAGGAGGUGUGUGGAGGACAAGCAGAUUCAUUACCAGCCUCCCCCUGUUCCUCUCUGGGGCCCGCAUCACCCAAGCUGGAGGCCGUUAAUGAACUGAUCCACUUUGACCAUGAGUACACCAAGCCCUUUUUCUUGGAGAUUGUGCCGGAGGGGGCCAGCCAAGCCAACGUGCUAGUGAGAAUAGAGGAAGCAGCU